AACUUCCAAGCUAGAAAUUGGUGAUCUCAAGAUGCAUAGAGUUCAUUCAUCCAGUCCCCUGUUUAUUCACUUUCAAAAGCAUGUACAGACAAGAGAACUAUGUGUAUAAAUGUGGCCGGCUUCAUUUUGUACAUUUAACUGCAGGAGAGUGAUAUUAUUUCAGCACUGAAAAUGGAUGCAAAGGCGAUUUCAUUGUUAUCCUCUAUAGCAAUCUCAGUUGUCAUACUUGUAAUUGUGACUGUGACAAAAAAGGUAGUAAAUAAGGUGUGGUUGAAACCUAAGCAGCUAGAGAAGUUCCUGAAAGCUCAGGGCUUCAAAGGAAAUCCCUACAGGAUUCUUCUUGGUGACAUGGGGGACUAUGUAAGGGUCACUAAAGCGGAACAACCUAAAGAGAUCAAGCUCUGCGGUGAUGUCUCUCAGCAUGCCUUGCCCUACAUUCAUUACAUCGUUAAAAAAUAUGGUAAGGCAAAUUCAUAUAUGUGGUGGGGACCUGAACCAAGGCUCAACAUAUUAGAUCCAGAACUAAUCAAGGAGAUUAUGUCCAAGUCGAAUGUGUUUAGAAAGCCAUACCCCAACCCAAUUGGCGAAAUAAUAACUGGCGGGCUGUUGACAGCUGAAGAUGAGAAAUGGACGAGGCAUAGAAAGUUAAUCAGCCCAGCCUUUCACGUAGACAAGUUAAAGAAUAUGCUGCCAGCAAUGCAUUUGAGUUUCCAAGAGAUGCUCAAGAAAUGGGAAGAAUUAGUGUCAGCGACAGGUUCAGCUGAAGUUGAUGUUUGGCCCUAUCUUGAGGACAUGUCAGGGGAUGUUAUAUCUCGAACUGCAUUUGGUAGUAACCACGAAGAAGGUAGAAAGAUCUUUCUUCUCCAGAAAGAGCAAGCUCACCUCGCCAUUCAUUUAGCAUGGGUUUCUUUUAUACCUGGUUGGAGGUACAUUCCAACCAAAGCAUGCAGGAGAAUGAAUGAAGUAUGCACCGAAUUACAAGUUUCAAUCAAGAGUAUCAUUAGAAAAAGAGAGUUGGCAAAGCAGAGAGGAGAAGCCAACAAUGACGAUGAUUUGUUAGGUAUUUUAACAGAAUCCAAUUCCAAGGAGAUUGAAGAACGAGGAAUAGGAAUGAGUAUCCAGGAGGUUAUAGAUGAGUGCAAACUAUUUUAUUUUGCGGGGUCAGAGACUACCUCAAAUUUGCUUGUGUGGACAAUGGUUUUACUGAGUGCACACAAAGAGUGGCAAACCAGUGCAAGAGAAGAAGUUCUAAAAGCUUUUGGAAGCAAAAAACCAGACUAUGAUGGGAUAAAUUAUCUUAAAACAGUAUCAAUGAUACUGCAAGAGGUGUUAAGGUUAUACCCUCCUGCAGCUAUGCUUAUCCGGGCUAUUCCCAAGGAAGCACAACUAGGCAAUAUGAAUUUUCCAGGUGGAAUUGGAUUUGUGUUGCCGAUCCUGCUACUCCACUAUGACACUGAUAUAUGGGGCAGCAAUGCACAUGAAUUCAAGCCAGAAAGGUUCUCCCAGGGCAUUUUCAGUGCAACAAAAGGCAGAUUCUCAUAUAUGCCAUUUGGAGGGGGUCCCCGAAUUUGUAUUGGGCAAAAUUUUGCAAUGGUUGAAGCCAAAAUGGCGUUGGCAAUGAUCCUACAGCAGUUCUCGUUUGAACUUUCGCCAUCUUAUGCACAUGCCCCUUUCCAGAUUAUAACUCUUCAACCUCAACAUGGAGCCAAAAUAAUUCUGCACAAGCUCUAGUAUGAAUCAAACUCGUCAUGCAUUAGCAAUGAGAUUAUCGUUAUUGUAGCUUUGUGCUAUAUUGUGCUGCACUUACCAAUUGUGCUAAAAGUUUAUAUGUACUAUGUACAUUUCAUCCCCAUACUGUGAACAUCCUGCUUGUAAUAAGAUUAAAUUUUCUGGUAGUAAACUACAGCAGAUUCAUCCA
Molecule: messenger RNA, 1918 nt
Organism: Daucus carota subsp. sativus
Lineage: Eukaryota; Viridiplantae; Streptophyta; Magnoliopsida; Apiales; Apiaceae
Product: cytochrome P450 CYP72A219-like
Exons: 5
Coding region: 172-1731 (519 amino acids)
Molecular function (GO): heme binding; monooxygenase activity; oxidoreductase activity, acting on paired donors, with incorporation or reduction of molecular oxygen
Source: RefSeq, a predicted model, not a curated record